Penicillium concentricum is the source of this 741-nucleotide messenger RNA. RefSeq lists its product as uncharacterized. The record is from RefSeq and is a predicted model, not a curated record. Bases 1 to 741 code for a protein of 246 amino acids. NCBI's taxonomy places the organism in Eukaryota, Fungi, Ascomycota, Eurotiomycetes, Eurotiales, Aspergillaceae. The transcript has a single exon.
AUGGCUUGCCGUAUUCUCACCCGUCCUCGGUUUGUGUAUAAGCCCUCGAUUGGACAUCGUCCCCUUUCUAUCACCUCCACGGUAAAAAAUGUCGCGGAGCGAUCAGAUUACUUGGAAGGUUUCAUGAAUAGCCAAACACCUCCUCAGAGCACGGUCGAUUAUUUCUCUUCAUUGCCCUGGACUCGCAAAUUCUUGGAAAACCAAGCCUAUAAAGUCAUCCCAUUCUUCUCACGUCAUCUCAACGACCACACGGGAGAAAACCGUUUCUUUGCUCAAACGGUGAACAGCAACACAACCGUACCUCACCUUCUGGCACUCCAACUGAAAGAUCUCGAGAGUCCUGAAUUCACAUCCCACUACGGACAUCAGUCGUUCAAUACUCCAGAUCCGACUACCCCACACGAACUCAUUUGCUUAGUGUCCCUAGGCCGGGGCCUAGACUCACAUCCUUCGAUCGUUCAUGGAGGCUUUCAAGGAGUAAUCUUCGAUGAAAUAAUGAGGAAUUUGAUCCUGCUUCACAAUAAUAAUACCUGCGAACCCGGGCCGAGAGAUAUCCACUUCACCGUCAAUAUGAACAUAUCGUAUGCGGCUCCUGUGAUUACUCCGGGUGUAUUCCUCGUUAGAUCAAAUCUGGCCGGGCGAGAGGGGAGAAAGUGGUUUCCAAAGGCUGAGAUUGUCAACAGUGAUGAUGUGGUUUUAACCAGCGCGGACAGUACUUGGGUGACAGCGAAGAGGCAGUAA